Leucoraja erinaceus (little skate) is the source of this 8817-nucleotide messenger RNA. It is a transcript of the gene mtf1, whose product is annotated as metal-regulatory transcription factor 1. Gene Ontology annotation, cellular component: nucleus. Lineage: Eukaryota; Metazoa; Chordata; Chondrichthyes; Rajiformes; Rajidae. The record is from RefSeq and is a predicted model, not a curated record. The coding region runs from base 335 to 2491 and encodes 718 amino acids. Gene Ontology annotation, molecular function: DNA-binding transcription activator activity, RNA polymerase II-specific; RNA polymerase II cis-regulatory region sequence-specific DNA binding. Gene Ontology annotation, biological process: central nervous system development; positive regulation of transcription by RNA polymerase II. The transcript is spliced from 11 exons.
GCACGUGACACGGGCCAGCCGAAGACGCCGGCUUCAGCCCGCGGGCGCCCGUUGCUGGGCAACCGGGUCAAACCAUUUUACAAUCCCCACCCGCAAAAACCGCAGAUUGUGCGGCUGGCAACGUUAUCACUGCAGAAACGAACGAGUGGUUGAAAGAGAAAAAAAUAAUGGUGUAGUUGUCUGCGGAUUGGGGUUGUGGGGGUGUGGCGGGCUGGUGCACCCAGCAUGCCGCGGGGCUGGCGGACCAUGGCGGCGGCUGCUGGAGGAGCGGCGGCUCCGGGUCAGGCUGACAGCGCAGAAAAUUCCACCAUUCUGGUAUAAUCGAGAAUACAACAUGGGUGACAAUGACCCAGAAAAGGACGAACUUGUGUCUGAGAACAACAAUGUUGCAUACUAUGAAACAGAAGAUGAUGAAGAGGAGAUGACUAGGGAAGAAAAGAUGGUCUUUUCUGUAAAAAAUGGACUUCUGUCCUCUUCCUCUGGGACUGUUUAUGAUCGGACAACAGUCUUAAUAGAACAAGACCCCAUUGGCUUAGACGAUGAGGAAGAAGAUGAUGAAGAAGGAGGCAACAAUAACAACUUGGUGACUUUUUUAUCAGAGAAUAGCGAGGAUAACUUUUACCUGAUAUCGGAUCCUGAUGGAAUGGCACAGGGUUAUGUGCAUCACACCAUUUCUCCUGAUCAGAUUCAGUUCACCAUAAAUCCUGGAUCCACACCAAUGCCCAGGAAUAUUGAGGGAGCCACGCUCACCUUGCAAUCGGAGUGUCCUGAGACCAAGGUUAGAGAGGUCAAACGAUAUCAGUGCACAUUUGAAGGCUGUCCACGUACGUAUAGCACAGCAGGGAAUCUACGGACACAUCAGAAGACUCACAGGGGUGAAUACACUUUUGUUUGCAACCAGCAAGGCUGUGGCAAGGCCUUUCUCACCUCUUACAGCCUCAGAAUUCACGUCAGAGUCCAUACCAAGGAAAAGCCAUUUGAAUGUGACGUACAGGGUUGUGAAAAGGCAUUUAACACACUAUAUAGGCUGAAAGCCCAUCAAAGGCUUCACACGGGGAAAACAUUUAACUGUGAAUCAGAAGGAUGCACUAAGUACUUUACUACACUCAGUGACCUGAGGAAACAUGUCCGAACGCAUACAGGAGAGAAGCCAUUUAGGUGUGAUCAUGAUGGCUGUGGGAAGGCUUUUGCGGUCAGUCACCAUCUCAGAACUCACGUCAGAACCCACACAGGUGAGCGACCCUUCUUUUGUCCUAGUAAUCGCUGUGAAAAGACUUUCAGCACACAAUAUAGUCUCAAGAGCCACAUGAAGGCCCACGAUAAAGACCAAGCUAAUGUGUCGAACCAGAAUUCUGUGAAUGAGGAGACAAACCAUUCACUUUGUUUAAGUGAUCUAAGCUUGAUAUCCACGGAUUCAGAACUCCGAGAAAAUUCACAAUUGGUCCAAGGACAUGACCUGAGCACUAUUUCAGCAGGAAGUCUCUUUGAAUCCAUGUUUCACAAUACUGAUAGCUGUACCAGCCAUGAUGGUUCCCAACAGCCUGGCUUGACAGGGAAACUAAAAAGUGAUGUUCCAACCUUGUCACAGCCAACUAUUGAGAGACUUUCCCAGCAAGCAGCAGACCCCAUCUCCACGCCGUCGGAUACGUUGGCUACCAGUACGCACCAAACGGCAUUUAGGAAUCCCACUGGCAUUUUGUUGACACCUCCAGUGCCUGUCCCACCAGUCAAGCAAUUUUCAACCCAUCAGCAAGAGUUUGUUCAGCCUUCCCCAGCGCCACUACAGCCGACGCAAGGACUUCCACCUUUGUCCAGUAAUGGACUCCCAUCCUCUUGUAACACAGAAUCAAUGCCGGCUAUGGUACAGACUGUGCCUUUAGCAACCAACGGUGCUAAUAUAACAAUUAAUCCAUCACAGAGCACCACUAUUCUUCAGCCUGGCAUUGUGAUGGCAGACCAGAACUUGCAGUGGAUCAUAAAUGGAGCCAACACUGUUCAACAAAAUUCAGAGAAAAUGUCACAGGGUCCUAAAGUAGAAAAGGUGUUUUUUACCACAGCAAUACCAGUCACUAACAAUACGGGAAGCCCAGUGCAACAGAUCGGGCUGAGUGUUCCUGUCAUAAUCAUCAAGCAAGAGGAGUCGUGUCAGUGCCACUGUGCCUGCCGUGAUCAGAGCAAAGAAAAAAAAGGAAGCAGCAAGGAAAACCCACCGCAGGAAGCGGACUCUUCGCAGGUCCAGUCCGAUCAGGAGCAGGUUCGGCCGCACUCUCAGACUUUUCCUUCCAGCUCCAAGGGAAGCAGUCAGGCAACACAGCUGCCCUUGCAGACUGAACUCAUACCGGGUGUGAACAAUAUGGAUUUCACUGCGUUUCUUUCUCUCGACAGUCCGACGACCUCUGCAGAUUUGUCUGGUAUUGAGGCAAGUGACAUUCAGACUCUGCUGAGGAAGGUAGAAGAAGAAAUAGACUUGAGCAGCAAUUUCUCCAAAUGAUUAUGCUCAAUAGAGGCUGAUUUUCUAAUUAUUUUUCAAAAGAAAUCCCAGCUUUUAUUUAUGCAGAAUUUAAGACUAAAAGUGGGACCCUUUUAUGCAGAAGUGCCACUUGCGCUGAGCAUUUUUUUUGUGUGUGAAAAUACUUCCAAAAAUGCUUUGUGCAAGUUGAAAAGAGUAACUUCUCAGAGUUUAUAUUUUCAACAGCCUUGGAACGUUUGUCUGGACUCUAGAUUGCAUCUGGAGUCUCUCAUUUGAAGAAAGGAAGAGAUGUGCUAGGAAUGAAUCCACCGAAAAUAAAUGGCAAAGAAAAGUGUGCUGAUACAAAGGAAGCCCCUUGGUGUUUGUUCAUUGACUUGUAUGCAAUUUUUUGUGUUUGCCUGAACUGGCUGCAAUAUAGAUGGGCAGACUGCAGGGUUAAGCCCAAUUGGAGUUAGAUCAUAUCACUGGUUCAUGUCUGUGAGCUGAUAUUUCUUCACCAAGGAGAAAAUCCCGAUGGAAAUGGUGAACUAGUAAAAUGAGAGAAAAAUAUGAUUUGAGCUUUUGAUUUCUGUCACGAGGCUUUUUAUAGCCAUUGCACAGCUCACUUGGAGCCCCCUUGUGACCAAAGGCAGAGCUGCAGCAUGAAAGGACUGAGCGAAUCUGCAUCCUCUUUAAUCUAAUCAUAGUCAUGCUAUAGUAAGCCUGUAGCAAAUUGUCAGUCAUCUUGUGAAGUUCAAUUACCCUAAAAUCAAAAAAAAAGAGUUUGCAUUAAUGCUUUUGUUAUGGUUUUCGUGAUUACAUUUGGUAAGAUUCAAUGAAUUGUGCUGCAAUGCUAAUUAGCUGGAUCUGAACCAAAGCCUUGAAAGUGUUCAGAUUGUUUCCAUCUAACUUCUGAGGGACCGAGAUGAUCAAAAUUAAACUUGUUACAAUUGAGCAUUGUUUGGCCCGCAAACUUUAUCAUGAAUAAUUUGUAAAGUCACGCUCUGCAAUAAGGAAGGUUGUUUUGUGCUGAUAUCACACUGCAGGGGUUUGGGUACACUUUCUAUAGCUGUAAACUUUAUUUCCCACAGUGACAUAUCAGGAGAAGUAAAUAUUUUAUUUUCUCUCUGCACGCUCAAUGCCCUUGCACUUUGGCUUAAUUUAAUAAGGUUUGUUCAAGUAAAAUUGUACCCCCGAGAUAUAUCAGAAACAAGCUUUCUAAACUUGGAAUACAUGCAGGUUACUAUACCAAACAGGAUAUCCAAAUACAUUUCAAGAUGUGUUUUAAUGUGUUCCUAACAAUUAUCAAUUGAGAAUUGGAUGAUUGAUAGUUUGCACAUUUCUCCCAUAAAUGUAAUGUAAAUGGGCAUGCAUGCAUAUUGAAUAACUGUUUCUAAAUAAUGCUGGUCAACUGUGUGAAGUUGCUAGCCAUGCAGAUUCCAUUCGUACAGGCAUGCAGAUGUACAGUAGAGCCCUUUAACAUUACCAGUUGAAUGUGGGAGCUGAAAUCAUAGGAAUGUAAGAAAUAUUUCCAUACUAUGUGAAGGAGCCCUGACUUGAUGCAGAAGCUUACAAGUGCUAUAAAUAGCAUUUAAAAACAUGUAUUUACUUAUUAACUGCAAUCAAUUUGGGAUCCCCGCCUUCUCUUUCCAUUUGCCAUGUUACAUUCUAAGAUUCAAAACUUCUGGGCAAACAAAACUGAAGAGGAUAAAAGAUGAAAUGAAUAAUUCCGCUGCUACCACAACCUCAAAUUUUAAAAUAUCGCCAUCAAUACACAUUUUAAAUCGCGUCUCCUCAUCUGUGUGAGUUAAAGCAUUUGGCUAAUGAAGUUGCUCCAUGGCAGAUCUGUACAAUGCAACUUGUUUUUCUUUCAAAUCUUGUAUUCAAACUGUAAGAAAAAGUGUAAAUUGAACUCUGGUCCAGUAAGUUAAUUUUAAUUAUGUUAAGUUAAUUAAAGUUAACUUUAUUUUUUAAAAACUCUUGAUGACAGAGAUCUUUAAGCCCAGGUCAAUUAGUCCAAAUAUCUCUCCUGUAACUUCUAGCUGAUGCUUGGAUAACAUUAACUAGUUUUAAGUGUGCGAGUCAGAAAACUCUGCCUACAGUUAUGCAAAUAAUGCAGUUAACAUCUGAUGUUGGGCAUGCAAAGAUUGGGGUACUUUUCUAAUAACUGCUUGACACCUGUAGGCCAGAAGGUGAUUGAUUUAAAUGAAUCUGCCUGUCCUACAUGCCACCUGUGAAUGUUUGGUUCUGCCACUUGAUGCAAAAGUUUUUAAUGUGUUCAUUGUGAUCCAAGAGAGGAAAACUAAAUGGUGUAUAAUGCAGCAUAUUAAAGGGUAAGAAGCCAUGAAUGUUAAGCAUUACUAAAGUGGAAUCGGUCAGCGUUCAAAGUCAAUGAGCCCUUGGGAUCAGACGCCCCCAAAAUUAACAUUAAAAUUCAGAUUAACAGUCACAAUAGAGAUGUCACAAUUAUUUAAAAAAAAAUUAAUAACCUAAAAUAUAAGAAUGUAACUUAUAACAUUUAAAAUGUGUUUAUUUUCGAUGCUGUCAUCAAAUGUUCCAGAAAUCAUUUGCAAAAUAAGUGAAUAUCUCUUGAAAAUGAUUCUAACAGAAAAUAUAAACGUACACUUCAAGACUUCCCUUAGCAUAUACUUAAAAUUCAUCCCUUUAUCAUGUUUGAAAGCUAGCAAUGGGCUUGAGUCUAAUACAUGUUAUAAUGGCUAUUAAUAAAGAACAACUGGGGAAAGUUGAAAACUUAAGUUGGAUGGGUGCAGGUUCAAAAAGUUCAAAUCAAUUAUCUUGCAGCCACAAACUAUUCUGCUGUGGGGUAAAUGUUAAACAUUAGAGGGUGAGUUCUGUAACAUAAAGUAUUGGCAUCAGAGGCAUUCUUGUAUCAGCACCAAUGCUUUCUCUUCCAUGGCAAAUGUUGGCCGUGUUGUAAUUUAUAGCUUUUGUACAGCUCUAUUGAUUGGAUCAGGCAUUUUCUAGCAGCUUUAUUGGUUAUUUAGUUUCAAGGUAUAGAUGGUAUCACUAAACUAACACAGCUUCUGAAUCAUUUCAGUGGCUCCAUAAAAAUUACCGUCUGCUUCAACUUAUAUUUGUGCUCUACAAAUAUUGACCUGUCCAAUAAGUUAAAUUUAAAAAAUAAUAAGAAUUAAGUGAAAUUCAGUAUAUAAUUUGGAAAAGAGAUUUAAACCAAUUGCCUAAAAUGAUUUCUUGGUAAGUUUGUGCAAUAGCAGCAAUUUUCUUUUUGGUGUUACUGAGCUGGAAGGUGCAAUUAAAAUGCAAUUAAAUGAUUGUUUGUAUUCAGAGUUUAUUCUGGUGUCAUUUAUAAAUACAAAUGUCAAAAUAUAUUUUGAUGGAGUAUUGAUUUAGUGUAAUUAGCACUGGGAAAUGUAAAGCCAUACUAAUAGAUUUGCUUUUUAUUUGAGCUAGUUGUAGGGAAUAUUUGCAGUGGAUUUGCUGUAAUUUAUCAAAAUUCAGAUUUGGUCUAGGCAACUGGAAUAAAAUGUCUUUGAAUUCCUUACCCACUGCAAUUUAAUUUGAACAUUAUUCAUUAUGGAACCAGCAGCAAUAAGGAAAUAACGGUCCUCGGGAGUUUUUAUUCAUUGCCUAAAUGAUUGGAGGCCAGGAGACAUGGGAGAAUCUGAGAUGGUGGCUUUCCGUCUGGGUGGUGCCUUUGGCUUUCCAAGUGGUAAAAGAUCAAAAGUACCGAAGGGGUAAUGUCUGAAGCCUAUAGCAUCUCUUUCAAUCUUUCCUCCUUACUCGCUCGUUUUCCUUCUCUGCUCCCCAGCCCCACCCCAUCCGCAAAACCACCUAAUUUUAGCAUAAUUAAGAUUGCAGCAGUUGGUGGUGGUGUGCUGAGGUUUCCUUCCCAUUCUUUUGGAUUUAACCCCAGCACUUAGGAGAUACACUGUUGUUCAUUAGAAGGAAGCUUUGGAAUUUGAACUCGAACAUCCAUUGUUAUUAUCUGAUCAGCAAUUCCCCAGUAGACUAUUUUUACCUCUACCAUUAUAUAUAAAGUAUAGCCAGUGCAACAUCAGUGGCCAAUAUAAGUUUAGUAUUAAGGCUGAGCUAUCAUUUGUCUGCACUGUAAGAUUUCUCUCAACAGUGGCUACCGAUGCGAUGCACCUGGGUAUUCCUCAAACGUAAUUAAUACCAGCUUUGGUCUUCAUUACAGUACAAAAUGCUCAACUAUCAUGAAGUACAUUAACAAAGCAGUAUAGUUACGAUCGACACUUUUAAUUUGCAGUACAAACUGGUGUUAUAAUGAUGCUAUGGUAUUUGGUGAACCAAUGUUGGAUUGUAGUUCAUUGAAUUUAGAAGAUGCAUGUCGGCCCACUGAAUCCUUAUUGGGUCCCUAUAGUUAGUUCCAUUCAGCAACAUUCCCCUGCUCUUUAAAUAAGGCUCUGCAAAUAUUUUCAUUCAAGUGCUAAACCUUUUUGAAAAUUGUGAUCAACUGACUUUCUAUCAGAGUUUGCACUUGAAAAAUAUAUUAAAAGUCUUGAUAUAUCAAAUCCUGAAACGUACAAUUGACAGAAUUCAAAUGAAUCUUUUGAGUAAAGUUACCAAUUUGCUGAUAACAGCUCUUUCAAAAUGGCAUUGGACAGUGCCUAGUCUUGACAUUGUUUUUGAAUGAAAUAACUUCAAACACCUUAGAAGAUGUGGAAAUCCCAAAGUAUUUUUUUUAAUUGGGACGUGGAAGAUUUAAAUAAUCAGAAGUCGUAAUAUUUUGUCCUUGUAUAAAAGUACAUUGAGCUUUUAAUGUGGAUUGUCAGAAUAUGUUACAACAUAUUUUACAACAAGUUGUAAAACUUUAAACGUUCUGUACGUAAAAUAAAAAUAGGUAAAUUGGUUAAUAUAACAUUUACUUUCCAAUGUUACCACUUUCACAAAUAAAUUAGGAAUACUGUUAUAAUUUUACUUAAGGCAUACAUCUUGAUCGAAUAUUCAAUAUCAGUUUAAUAUAAAAUGAGUAUAAAGGUAACCCAUACUUAAUCUAUAGCACAUUUGAAUCAAAUUAAUGCAAUAAUUUAUAUCAGUAACCAUUUUGAAGCAUAACGUUUAAGGGUUGUUAAAGCAAUUAAUUGAAUUAUAUACAUCAAAAUUCUAUUUGUGAUAAGAUAUAUUAUUUUCCAAUCCAUAAAUAAGGUCAUUAUCAUCAUCAGAGUUUAACAUGGUUCCUUGCAUCAAGUGAUUUUAUUUUUGUGCUGUACAUGCCUGGAUCUCGUCCUAAUGGGGAAGAGGGUGACCAGUUUCUUAUUGUUGAUUGCAUUUUAUUGCCACUAUAAGAUUUCCUUGGAAGUGGUAUCCAAUUGUGACUCUCAUUCAUUUGAAAAUAAAUCAAAGCUAUUUAAAUUCAAUCUCCUUGUGUAUCCCCCAACUAAAAUUGUGGGCAUGUAAGUAUUUGGGUGCUGUGAUCUUUCAUCAAAAGGAAUGGAAAUGAACAUGGUGGGGGAGGGGGGAGGGGGUGGUGGAUCCCUCUUAGGUCCUGUUGGGUCCCUCUUGAGAAAAUUCAGCAACGACCAUCUCAAAAUAGCCUUUAAAAAAAGAAGUUGGCCAUGAAGGAAUUACUGCACUGAACGCGCAGAGAGAGAAUUCACUGCCAAACAGUAAAUAGAUCAUAUUCAGUGAUAAGCUGCAACCACUUAAGGGGGAGCUACUGCUGUCAUGAAUUGCCCAAAACUAAAGUGCCAGUGUAAAAGUGAUGUUUUGCAAAUUUAAAAUUUCAACUUCAGACACACCUAGAGUUUGUUAGUGUUAGUACACCACCUCCAUAUCUGUUGAUUUAUGGCUUGCCAUUCUUUAUGCACCUUAGGAAGACCUCAUUUUUGAUGUAAUGUGCACUGAUGUUGUGAUGAAUGUCGUGUCUUUUGUUGUUGCUAUGUGUUGAGAUUUUCCUGACUCCCUCACGUAGUAAGAAACACUGUAUACAGCACUGUCUGUGAAUCACUAAUUCUUUUCAAACCAUAGAGUUCAAAUAUUUCCAGUUGUGGCUAAUGUUUCACUUGCUGUUGUGUUGUGAAUUCAGUCAUGUUUUCAUGCAUCUUGAUUUAUCAAAUGGGCUGUCUUGUGCAGUGACAGUGUUAUUGGGUUUGUUUCAUUCUUGUCCAACUUGUAACCUGCAGCAUUCAUCUUUAUCAUAGAGAUAAAUAAGACAAAAGGAAUUGUGGGGGGGCUGUUAAAAAAAAUAAUGUUGAAAAUUAAUAGGAUACUUCCUAUGCCAAAAUCCUGUUUCAAACAAUGACUGUGUGCAGCAAGGUAUACACAACCUUUAUUAUGAGUUUGAUGCUGGAAACAAAAAAAUGCGUGCAUCUCUGCAGAUCAUCAGUCACAGCAUUCUUUAUUUCUUCACCCCCCCCCCCCCCCCC